Psylliodes chrysocephalus is the source of this 3157-nucleotide messenger RNA. The record is from the annotation of a GenBank genome assembly. Lineage: Eukaryota; Metazoa; Arthropoda; Insecta; Coleoptera; Chrysomelidae.
GUGACAUUGACACUAGUCAGAUUUCACUCAAUAUUUGACAUUUGUAUCCUUUUUUAUAAAUAAAUAUAGAAAAAUAUGUUUCUUUAGUUAGUUAAUUGAUUGUAUAAACAAUGGCAAACAAAAUGGACGAAUUGAAGCAUAAAUUGCUAUCGCUAAUAAAUAAACAGCCCCCAAAAAUCCCGUCUAUGGGUUUCAACGACGCUAAUUACCAUUUCUCCGAAGUCUCCACGCUCUCUAUCAAUAGCAAAACCGUGCAGGAGAUCGACAGACCCGCCGAUCAAGAUAUUUUGGAAAGCAUAGAAGCAGCUUAUUUUUCAAUAAACCCGGAUUUCGAUAUUUGCAAAUUUGAGCUGCAAAAACUGCCUGAAGUGUUGGAUUGCGAUCAAAUCCAGAGGGACUUUAAAAAUUUGAAGCAGCAACACCAAGUAGUGUCCAAAAAAGUGUUGCAAUUGAUCCUGGAGCAUCAGACAGGUUGUAACGGGGAAUUCGAAAAGAUUACUGAGAUUCUGGAAAGGGUUAAGGAGGCGUUAGAGUUGUGCAGGGCAAGUAGGAAGGAGUUGAAGGUUUCUGGAAGUCAGUUUACUGAUAGUUUAGGUAUUUUAGCGAAUUAUAGAAAGAGGAAGAUAGCUCAAAAUUUGUUGAAUAAUUUGACUACUAUUAAGGAUUUGCACAGUUUUGAAAAAAGAUGUCAAACCAUGAUGUCUGAAGAGGAUUUCGUUGGUGCUAUUACAGAAUUGAAGAGGUGUCAAAAGACUGCUGCGAAAUAUAGACAUUUUAGUUGUGUGGCUGCAUUGACUUAUAAAUUAUUAGAAACAUUGGAGAAUACCGAUUCUCAGUUGGAUCGGAUUUUAGCUCAGAUUUGUUUCCAUUUCGACAAGGAACGUUACAGAAAGUUACAGGCCGCGUACGAUUUGUUGGAAAAAUCGCAAUUAUCCAUGAUCGACAACCUGCACGUCCAUUACAUCACGGCCAUUUACAAUUGCUCUCUUAACGUUGUACAUUCGUAUAUUUCGUCACCAGAUAUUUUAGAAUCAAGCGAAAAUAGCGGGAAAAAUCCCUACACCGUUCUAUGUCAGUCAAUAGGUCAAGAAGUAUUCAUCCCUUGUCUCGUCCAAUUGUGCAAAAUCCUUUUCAAAAUAGUUCUGAGCUAUCACCAGCUCGUUAAAUGGCAUAACGCCGAUACCGAGGUAGAUAAUCAAGAAAAACACACCGACAUCAGCGCCAGCAAACAAAAACUCAAUCACAAUCUGACCAAAAUAUGGGACGACGUGCAAAGGAAAGUCUCGAGUUUGUUGCUGAACGGAGAUUUGGCUCGAUACAAGUUCGAACAGUUCGUUCAGGUGCUCAGAGUCAUUCAUAGGUUAAUACAAGUCGGCGAAGAGUUUUGCAACAGUAGAUCGGAAGAUUUACAGGAAUCCAUAAGGAAACAGAGCGAGAAUUACUUCAUGAACUACCAUUCGCAAAGAUUGGACGAAUUAAAGAUAUUUUUAGAGAACGAGGCGUGGGAAAUUUGUCCUGUUAAAUCUUCGUUCGAUAUAAUGCAACUGCAGGAGUUCAAACCGUUCCGGUACACUUUGAAGACGUUCAAAUUCAAUCCGCAAGCCAGUCCGACGGCCGUCAACUAUUCGACCAACUCGACCGAAUGUUGCUCGUCUACGCACUCGCUAGAUGGCAGCAGCAUCAUCGGGAAUUACUUUAUAAGGUUCGCGGAGCAUGGUACGCCCUUCGAUACCGGUUUGGACGAUACUGUAAUCGAAGAGGAUAUUAUGGUGUCGGAAAAUGAGGGUUCUGGGUACUUUUCGGAUGAAAGCGACGAUGUCAACAUGGAGAUUUGUGGGGAUGAGUUUUCUGAAGAUUCAAAGCAAUUACACAAAGACAAAAAAGAAAAAUCGCAUUCCACCUGCCCAAUCUUGACCAAUACCACUCUAACGGUGUUACGUCAAAUCGGCAAGUACUUACAGAUGUCCCGUUUGCUGAAACCCAUAGCGUACAGGAUAAUUUCCUGCAUGAAUCAAUUGUUCGAUUACUACUUGUACUCUGUGCACUCGUUUUUCACCGUCGACCUGUGCGUCGGCGGUACGAAUCUCUACACUCAGGAGCUGAACGUGACGCUGAGUCGAAUUUCCAGGGAACUGAUAGUCGAAAUGCAGGGCGAAGGCGAUGUUUCCGACGGUAGGGUGUUCAAACCGUUGAUUUCGCCGAUGAUCGAUCUCAAAAAUGUGGAGAAAUUGAACGGUUUGAGCGAGAGGAUCGUCGCCGUCGAAAGUUUGGCGUUUUUGGCCAAGCAGUACGAAUUUUUGCGUGAUUAUUUGGAGUAUUUAGUGCCUCUGAAUUGUAAGACUGCUUUAGAACAGUUUUAUGCUCAAACCAUUACUAGUGCAUCGGAUUUGCGAAAUCCAGUUUAUAUGGCAGUGGUCGCACAAGCGUUUGAUCUGAGACAAAUUUUGACGUGUAUGGCGAAAAUAAACUGGGAAGUCAGAGAUGUUAGAUCGAUGCAUAAUUCCUACGUUGACAUGUUAUUACGGGAAGUGCAAAUAUUUACUAUAAGAUUGGAGGAGAUAUCUGUUAAAGUUCCGAUAGCUACUGAAGUUUAUCAAAGUUUAUGGAGCAACGUGGCUCAUAUCGUUACCCAUACUUUAGUGCAAGGAUUCUCAGAAGCAAAAAAGUGUACGAACGGUGGAAGGGCUUUGAUGCAAUUAGAUUUCACUCAAUUUUUAACAAAAUUCGAAAAAAUAUCCUCUCUUAAGCCCGUGCCGCAUAAAGAGUACGUUGAAAAUUACGUAAAAGCUUAUUAUUUGCCGGAUAAUGAAUUAGAAAAAUGGAUAAAGGAACAUAAGGAAUAUUCAUCUAAGCACUUAUUGGGUCUGGUGAGUUGCGCGUGUCAAAAUAACAAAAAGAUACGUCAGAAGUUACUUCAAAUCAUCGAAGACAUGGAAAAGAGCAAAUUUCCUAGAUAACAUUUUGAUUUUCGUUUAUAUAUCUGUACAAUUCCACUAUGCAAUUUUUCUCUCUCAUUAUGUGAUAUUGUUACAUAUUUUGUAGUUUUAAGUUUAAAUAAUAGCGUAUUUAUUGAAAUGUUGAGUGAUAUUUUUGUCGAGUAAAAGUAUUUUAUCGAUUCCACUGAAAGAAUAUUUGAUAUAUGUAUUUUUUGUAACGU